Molecule: messenger RNA, 669 nt
Organism: Kazachstania africana CBS 2517
Lineage: Eukaryota; Fungi; Ascomycota; Saccharomycetes; Saccharomycetales; Saccharomycetaceae
Gene: TRP1
Product: phosphoribosylanthranilate isomerase TRP1
Exons: 1
Coding region: 1-669 (222 amino acids)
Biological process (GO): L-tryptophan biosynthetic process
Molecular function (GO): phosphoribosylanthranilate isomerase activity
Source: RefSeq, a predicted model, not a curated record
AUGAAGGAUUUUCAGUCGCUACUAGAUUCAAAUGAACCGUUAAUCAAGAUUUGUGGCCUACAAACAGUUGAGGCUGCUCAACAUGCUUUAAAUUCUGGUACAAAUUUCAUCGGUAUCAUCUGUGUUCCAAAUCGUAGCAGAACUAUAAGACCCGAAAUUGCCAGAGAAAUAUCAUCCUAUAUACACAGCCACCAUCCUACAAAAUUUCUUGUAGGUGUGUUUCGCAACCAAUCAAAAGAAGAUGUCUUAAAACUUGUUAAUGAUUAUAACAUAGAUAUAGUGCAGUUGCAUGGCGAUGAAGACUGGGAAGAAUAUCAUAACUUCAUCGGAAAACCAAUCAUUAAAAGAGUCAUCUUCCCUAGAGAUUGUAAUGAUGUUAUCAGAAUUAAUAACCUACCAGUACGUACAGUUUUGCCUCUUUUCGAUUCUGAAGCAGGCGGAACAGGUGAAAAAUUGGACUGGAACUCAAUUUCAAAUUGGUCGAAAGGAGCCAGCUCUCAGAAUGAAAUCAAAUUCAUCUUAGCUGGUGGAUUAACUCCAGAUAAUGUAAAAGAAGCUAGCUCAUUGCAUGGUGUCAUUGGUGUCGACGUCAGCGGUGGCGUGGAAACUGAUAACGUCAAGGAUUUCAAUAAAAUUGAAACUUUCAUAGCUCAAGGGAAAGGAUUAUAG